Messenger RNA from Acomys russatus (golden spiny mouse), 422 nucleotides. Its product is annotated as alpha-defensin 24-like. Lineage: Eukaryota; Metazoa; Chordata; Mammalia; Rodentia; Muridae. The coding region runs from base 141 to 422 and encodes 93 amino acids. Gene Ontology annotation, biological process: defense response to Gram-positive bacterium; antibacterial humoral response; antimicrobial humoral immune response mediated by antimicrobial peptide. Gene Ontology annotation, cellular component: extracellular region; extracellular matrix. The transcript is spliced from 2 exons. The record is from RefSeq and is a predicted model, not a curated record.
CCAGUCCCCAUCAAAGAGUGGCUUCUCUAACCGUGGGGCCUGUCUCUGUACCUUCUCAUGACAGCCCUAUAAAAGCAGGCUCCCUCCUCACUGUCCACACAUCGAGCUCCUGCUCACCACUCCUCCAGGUGACUCCAGCCAUGAAGACGCUUGUCCUCCUCUCUGCCCUUGCCCUGCUGGCCUUCCAGGCCCAGGCUGAUCCUCUCCCGGAAGCAAAUGAGGAGACGAGCAUUGAAGAACAGACAGGGGAAGAGGACCAGGACGUGUCCAUCUCCUUUGGAGACCCGAAAGGGCUUGCUCUUCAAGAUGCAGGUGAAAAAGUCCUCACAUGCUAUUGUAGACCAAAAUCCUGCAUAGGACUGGAACGCAUCACUGGGAUCUGCAGCAAGGGGAACAGAAACUACAUAUUCUGCUGCCGCUAA